Didymosphaeria variabile is the source of this 2016-nucleotide messenger RNA. RefSeq lists its product as uncharacterized. Gene Ontology annotation, biological process: RNA 3'-end processing. Gene Ontology annotation, cellular component: TRAMP complex; nucleolus. Gene Ontology annotation, molecular function: mRNA binding; poly(A) RNA polymerase activity. The record is from RefSeq and is a predicted model, not a curated record. Bases 1 to 2016 code for a protein of 671 amino acids. The transcript has 2 exons. Lineage: Eukaryota; Fungi; Ascomycota; Dothideomycetes; Pleosporales; Didymosphaeriaceae.
AUGACGGGUGGCCCUGGAGGUCGUCGCGAUCGCGGUGGAGGCGACUCGUACAGACCUGGACAACAGCAGAUUGCCAGCGCUCCUAGCAGGCACGAUUUUACUUUCACCAGCGACACACAAGGACCUCGCUUCUCUCCCGCGCCUCCCGAGCGUCCAGCGCGUCGCAAUCGCGGGCGUGGCCGUGGCGGCCCAUCCGGCAUGAACGGCACGCGCCCUGCCACGCGAAGCGGUGACGCUGCGCAGUCUCAGUAUCGCGGAGGCAGACGCAACAACAGGGGAGGAUUCCGUCCUCAGGCUGCACAUGAACGCGCCCUUCUCCAGACCCGCGAUGACGCCACUGAGCGCUUCCUCGGUGUAGAUGCGAAGUCAAACAAGUUCCGUAAUCUAGAAGACUUGUCAGAUGAUGAGGAAGCUGAUAUGGACGUGGGUACUGACGACACCGACAAAUCAGACGGUGAAGUCGACGCAUCCCCAAACAAGACAAAGGCUAUCCGUACGCAAUCGAGCAGUCGGGCAGACGGUGACUCUGUGCCCAAGUGGUCCAAUCCUGACCCUUAUACCGUCUUGCCACCUCCGGAAGAGACGACAGGCAAGAGGAUCGACUUUGUCAAGCUCAUCCGUAAGGCUAAGAACGAAGUCGCUGAACAGGAAAACGGUGCCAAUGCCGUUGCCGCCAACGAUGACUUCAUAUCGUUCGGCGACGAAAACGACGACGAUGACGCUUUCGAGCCCUCCGUGGCCCCUAGCGGACCCGCACCUAGAAUGCAGCCUCUGCAAGGCUCUCUCAAUGAUGUUACAGGUGGCGGAUCACUUGCACAUGCAGACCGUCACGGCAAGCGCCCAGCUGAAAUUUCGAGCCUGCCUGCUAGACCUCCGCCUACCGGCCUUCCACCAAGGCCUACAUUCACAAGCAGUUCCACGAGUAGCUCAAGGAAGCGUAAGCACACUGACGAUUAUGCUGGAAUGAAAGAUGUUUGGCAACCCAAGGACCGUCUCGACCCUGCGCCUUGGGCUUUCCGCGAGGACUAUGAACGUCUCCGAGACCAACCCGAAAAGCUGCUUCACAAUGAGAUAGCAGACUUCUACGACUUUGUAGCCCCUUCAGAUCACGACAAUGAGGUUCGCAUAGACCUGAUCCGCAGGGUGCAAUCGGUAAUCGGUGGUGAAUUCCAGUCGCAUCGGGGUAGUAUCCGUUGCUUCGGCUCGUUCCCUAUCGGUCUUUAUCUGCCAACAGCUGACAUGGAUCUUGUCUUUGUCUCGGAUUCACACUACGACGGCGGUUCUCCGAAGCUCGUAGCAGGAAAGAGCGCGAUGUACACCCUUGCAAAGAAGCUGAGGUUCAACCAGGUUGCCUUCGAUACUUUCGUCAUCCCGAAGGCCAGGGUUCCUAUCAUCAAAUUUAAGGAUAUUGCGACCGGUCUCCCAGUCGAUAUCUCAUUCGAAAACAUGAGCGGAGUGAUUGCCCAAUCGACCCUGAGCAAAUGGAAGAAGGAACAUGGAGAUCAUUUCACCUGCUUGAUUGCCCUCGUGAAGCAACUUCUGGAAAUGUACAAUCUCAACGACAACAGCACUGGUGGCUUGGGUGGCCUGAGCAUUUGCUGUCUUGUUGCGAGCUUCCUGAAACUUCACAAGUUGCCAGAGAACCUUGGUCAAACCUUCCUCCAGUUUCUAGAUUUCUUCGGCAACAAGUUUAAUUACGGUCGAGACAGGAUUGAAGUCGACCCCCCGCGUAUUGUUCGCAAGGGUAAAUUCGGUGUCGAUGGCCGACCGGAGCGAGAGGAUCGCUUGUCCAUUCAGGACCCCAAUGAUGCGGAAAACAACAUCUCUGGUGGUUCUUACAAAGCCGACAAAUGCAUGGAGCUGUUUUCCUGGGCACAUAGGAUUCUCGUCGAACGCAUGGAUACGAUUCACAUGAGUACCGUCCGUGAUCUUAGCAUUCUCGAGGCCGUACUCGGUGGUGAUUACUCUACCUACCAGCAGCAACGGGAGCGCAUGCGGAAUGUACGGAUACAGUAA